Molecule: messenger RNA, 1236 nt
Organism: Plasmodium gonderi
Lineage: Eukaryota; Apicomplexa; Aconoidasida; Haemosporida; Plasmodiidae
Product: variable surface protein
Exons: 3
Coding region: 1-1236 (411 amino acids)
Source: RefSeq, a predicted model, not a curated record
AUGGGAGAACAUUUAGGGGAUAAUGUUCUUAAAAAUUUGCCUUCAAAACAAAAGUACGCUAGUUUCGUUAAUGGUGAUGCUAAUUGCGAAAGUGCUUACUAUUACAAAGGUGUAACGGAUCUCAUAGAAAAACAGAAGUGGCAUAAUGAUGUUUCUGACAAAAUACUUAAAGCCUUAUGUUAUGUAUAUAAUAAAAAUAAGGGAAGUAACCUUAUCAGUGAUGAUUGUGAUUACCUGUACUUUUGGUUAGGUGAUAUAUUAGAUAAAAAUUUAACAGAUAGAAGUUCUUUUUACACUGUUAUGGGAACACUUAAUUUUUUUCUAAAAAGUAGUGCUGAUCGUAGUAUAUGUAAUUAUGAUAAAUAUUAUAUAACUUACCGUAAUUUUAUGGAUACUAAGAUAUUGUUUGAUUUUUCGAAAGACUAUAAAACACUUGAACCAUAUUUUCGCACACCUAAUAAGACUUGUAAUGAUUCUUUUAAGUUAUAUCUUGACGCAUGUGUCACAAAAUAUAACUCUUACAAAAAUAUGUAUGAUGAAUCCAGUUGUACGGAUGCGACUUGUAUUGCUUUCAAUGAAUAUUUUAAUGACAAGAAACAAAUGAACUUAAUUGAAUGGACAUGCAACCAAGUACAGAAUGUAGAUAGUUCCGCAAAAGAGCAACAAUAUUACGAUGGAGAAGUGGAAAAAUCACAUUCAUCUGGAGAACUACAAAGUGUAGGGGUACUGUCUAGAGCAGAUCAGGGAGUAUAUGAGGUAGACACACAUGGGGUAGAUAUACCUGAUAUACAGAAAGAUGUGCUAGAUGCAUCUGGGGUACAGACAUAUGUAGAUGUACAAAUAGAAGUUUUAAGAAAAGGGACACAUCAUCAUAUAGAUGAAAUCAAACACACGAUUUUAUUUGAAGGACAACACAAAACAUAUACACAUUCAGAAGAUUCUUAUUCUAGUAUUAGAGAUUCAGAAUUCGACACUAUUUCUGCUUUUUCAGAUGAUCAUUCAUCCUACACUUCCUCAGAAAGCAUAGUUAUUGCUCCUUUCGUUAUAGCAAUUACAGUUUUUUUUAUUAUACUGUACAAAUUUACUACAGUUGGGUAUUGGUUAAAAAGGCUCUUACUAGGAAAAUCUAAGAGGAAACCUAAUAUUAUAAUGGAUAAGAAUAUAAUGGAAGAUUAUUCGAUUUCUGAAGGUACAGAACCCUCCAGAAGAUUUAAUGUGGCAUACAAUAAUAUAUAA